Molecule: messenger RNA, 2474 nt
Organism: Impatiens glandulifera
Lineage: Eukaryota; Viridiplantae; Streptophyta; Magnoliopsida; Ericales; Balsaminaceae
Product: pentatricopeptide repeat-containing protein At2g06000-like
Exons: 2
Coding region: 200-1831 (543 amino acids)
Molecular function (GO): protein binding
Source: RefSeq, a predicted model, not a curated record
UCAGAUUUCAGACUAAACCCUAGCAGCAAUUGUUUCAAUCGAUCAUCAUCUUCAGUUGCCGGCCGGUAAAACCCUGAUCAAGAUUCAAGGCCAUCUUCAUCUCUCUCUCUCUCUUAAUCAGUAAUCUAAGCUAUGAGCUUAUGAACUUCCAUGAGCUCCAGAGGUUUAGGUCGAAAACGACCGGUGGAGAUCGGAAAUAAUGCGAUUGUUGAUCUCCAAUCACUGGAUAAGAAGAUAUUUCCGAUAUCCAGAUUCCAUUCAUCACUUAUCGCCGACGGAGCCUAAGGUUGUCUCUGACAUUUCCUUCUUCCACGUCCACACCGAUGUUUGGUUUGUUAAGGUGAUUUGCACUAUCUGUUAUCGCUAUCUGACCAAGUCAAUCGAUAGUCCUCAUUUCAAUUAUUUAAGAAGAAAUUUGACUUCUUCGAUUGCUUUUGAGGUUAUCGAUCGCUUGAACGAUUAUUACAAGAGCCCCCAAUUAGCUUUUAAGUUCCUUGAAUUCACCAAGCAGGAGUUGAAUCUUGUUCAUUCGUUAAUGACUUAUCAUUUACUUAUAAAGUCUCUUUGCCAAUUAUCUCAACUUGAUUCCGCUCAAGUAAUUUUUGAAUACAUGAGACAAGAUGGGUAUUCACCCAAUAAUUGGACUUUAGGGUUGUUAAUAUCAUCAUUUGUGAAUGCUGGUAAGUUUGACAUUGCUAAGGACUUGCUUAUCAAAUCACAAUCGGUUGAUACAGUAAUUAGACCUGUAGUAUAUAAUAAUCUGCUGAAUGCACUGGUGAAGAAAAACCAUGUAGAUGAAGCUGUCCAGUUUUUCAUUGAGCAGAUAUUGAACUCAGAGUACUAUUAUCCCGAUGUUUGCUCUUUCAAUAUAGUGAUUCAAGGUCUAUGUACAAUAGGAGAUGUCGAGAAAGCUUUUCAGUUCUUCAAUGAUAUGGGGAAAUUUAGUUGUUGGCCAGAUGAUAGAACAUACAACAUUCUCAUAAACGGAUUUUGUAGGAUAAAUCGUGUAGAUAGAGCUCACGCAUUGUUGAGACAAAUGCAGUCGCAAAAUGGAAUUUCCCCUGAUGCUGUCAGUUAUACAUCGUUAAUAUCAGGUUAUUGCAGGUUAGGAAAAACGGAUGUUUCUUUUAGUAUCUUUGAAGAGAUGAUUAGUUCUGGAGUUAAACCUAGUUUGAUAACAUUCAACAUUCUCAUCAACGGGUUCAGCAAGAAAGGUGAAAUGUCAUCUUCCAUGCAAAUCUACGAGAAGAUGCUUUUUCUUGGCUGUUUCCCAGAUGUCGUAACCUUGACAUCUUUAAUCGACGGGCACUGUCGAUCUGGGGAGAUAGAUUGUGGAGUGAAGCUUUUUGAUGAAAUGAAAGCAAGAAACUUGUAUCCAAACGGGUAUACUUUUUCGAUAAUUAUCAAUGCUUUGUGCAGGGAGAAUAGAUUAAGCGAGGCUCGUGAUUUAUUAAGAGAGUUAAAUUUGAGAAAGGAUAUUGUUGCACGGGCUUUCAUUUAUAAUCCUGUAAUUGAUGGAUAUUGUAAGGCUGGGAAUGUAGACGAGGCGAAUGAGAUUGUAUCGGAGAUGGAAGAGAAUAGAUGCCGAGCUGAUAAGUUAACAUUCACUAUUCUUAUUAUUGGUCAUUGUGUUAAAGGGAGAAUGUUGGAAGCAAUUGACAUUUUUAACAAAAUGUUGGCAAUUGGUUGUAACCCCGAUAGAAUUACUGUGAAUAGUUUGAUCACUUUGCUUCUGAAAGCUGGAAAACCUAAUGAAGCAUUCAGAAUAAUGGAAACAACUUCCGAAGUUGUUUCAAUGAAGACAAACAUCAAUAUACCAGUUGCUGCAUAAUCAAAACGGUUUCUUGAUUUGUCAGUGAUGUCCUUCAUGAUCUGCUAGCCGAUUGAAUUCUUUCCCCUCAGCCUCUAGCAGCAGAGAGGGCAUGAUCUAUACUUGACGAAGUUGGGCCACGAUCAAAGCAUUAUCUGGUUUGUCCAACGAGGGGUGUUUCAGGAAGAUUGAUUCGAUAUUCAAAUAAUUUCCCACUGGUAUGACAUCUAUACAAGUUGGAAUAAUUUCCCAUUCCAAUUUAUAGAUUUUUUUGUUAUAUUUAGGUGGAUUGACUACAAGUCUUAAGUUGACACUAUUACUCAACCUUCAUUAGUAACAAGAGAUCAUUAGUACUCAAGCUUUAGCGGAAACCUAGCUAUAUGAACAUGGAAAAGCCAAAAGUGACUCUUGAAGGAGUUUGAAAUUUGGAUUAGGGUUUGUUUGCUGGUUUGGCUGAGAAACCAGCUAAGAAUUUUGGAUUAAAGGUGUAGCUAGUUGGUACCUUCAAGAUGACUCCCUAUCUGUUGUAGUUGUUGGGUUCCUUCAAUUUUGAUAGUGUGCAUUUUUUGGAUAUACAAAAGGGAUGAUGGAUGUACAUUUUGUUGUAAAGACAAUAGUGUCCCUUUCACCUGAAGAAGAGGAUGAAGUUUUUUUUUUCAUUGUC